Messenger RNA from Danio aesculapii, 689 nucleotides. RefSeq names its product BAALC binder of MAP3K1 and KLF4 a (gene baalca). The transcript is spliced from 3 exons. The coding region runs from base 9 to 407 and encodes 132 amino acids. The record is from RefSeq and is a predicted model, not a curated record. Lineage: Eukaryota; Metazoa; Chordata; Actinopteri; Cypriniformes; Danionidae. Gene Ontology annotation, cellular component: cytoplasm.
CGGGCUCGAUGGGCUGCGGGGGAAGCAGAUCCGCCACAAUUGAGCCCCGGUAUUACGAGAGCAGAGACACCGAGUCUACGUGGCUCACUAACACGGACACGGAACGGACAGCCGCCGGUAACGGAACCGGCGAGAGCGCGGGCGCGGGCACGAGCGACAAUGACAAUACAACAGCGGCUGCCGGUGCAGGUCAGAGGGAAGAGAAGGCUGUGACGGUGAGCAGAAACUCCUCAGUGAAGGAGAAGCGGCUGGUGAACGCCGGCACACAGUGCAGCAGAAACACCACCAACAGCCAGAGGAGACCCGCACACAGAGACGCAGAGGUUAAGAGUAAAUCUAAGAAAAUCCCUGACGCUGACGGGGUUAAACGUGUCUGUCCGGCUGUAAACACUGAAGCCGUAUCCUGACUGAGAGUCUGGAGCCACUAAUGAAGGAGUUUGGUCAUAAUUAAAUGCAUCUGAUUUAACUGCAUGAGCGCUGGAGCGGAUCCUGACCCUGAUAUGCUGCAACACAAGCCUUCACAGAGCUGCGUCUCUCUUUCUGAAGUAUUCUAGAUGAUAUUUAUUCAUUUGUUUACUAUUUGUUGUUUUAUGUAUCGGUUAAUGUGAUUUCCAUCGGUAUUGUUCUAGUGCCUAAUAGUGUCAGCACGAUAGUGGAAUUCGGUACUAAUCGAUACUUAUAUUUUAAAA